ACAUUGUCUGCUUGCACUCAAGUCAGUCACCAUGUGCUGGUGCUUUCUUGUACCUUUGCUUCCACCAGCAAUUUUGGAGCUCUUAGUGCCUUCCAGGUUGUAGCUUAUCAGAAAACCUCGAAUGGUACGAACCAGACUUACGACAAUCUUUUUCGUGCUUGA
Messenger RNA from Guillardia theta CCMP2712, 162 nucleotides. RefSeq lists its product as hypothetical. The transcript has a single exon. The record is from RefSeq and is a predicted model, not a curated record. NCBI's taxonomy places the organism in Eukaryota, Cryptophyceae, Pyrenomonadales, Geminigeraceae. The annotation marks the transcript as partial.